This is a messenger RNA of Anisakis simplex (herring worm), 873 nucleotides long. The record is from the annotation of a GenBank genome assembly. Lineage: Eukaryota; Metazoa; Nematoda; Chromadorea; Rhabditida; Anisakidae.
AUGUCAUCGGAUGACGGUGCUUCAAAGAAUCAUUCAUCACGAUUGAAACAAUGGAAAGUGAAUGAAUUGAUUUCAGAAACGGCUAUCAAAUACAUAUCGCUGAUCGUAUUGGUGCUGCAGAAUGCGUCACAAGUUUUGGUGAUGCGUUAUGUGAGAACACGACCGCGAGAGAUGUUCUUAUCGACAGUGGCGGUGCUGGUGACAGAGAUUGUGAAGCUGCUCACUUGCUUUGCGAUUGUUUGCUUCGAGGAAAUGAGCGUGAUCAAGUGUUUGAGGUUAAUGGUGAAACAAAUCAUAAUGCAACCGAUAGACACGCUGAAAGUGUGUGUGCCAGCAACCAUUUACGUGCUGCAGAAUAAUUUAUUGUAUGUGGCUGUAUCCAACUUGCCUGCUGCCACCUAUAUGGUUACGUAUCAAUUGAAAAUAUUGACAACUGCAAUGUUCACAGUGAUUAUAUUACGAAGGCGUUUAUCACUGGUACAAUGGGUAGCAUUGGUUUUGUUAUUUGCUGGCGUUGCAUUAGUGCAGUUGGAUGAACACAACGCAAAAGAAGCAGCGAAAGCAUCUGCACUGGCAGCGAAAUCGAUGUCGAUGUCGAAUAAUGACACGAACAGUUUAGCGUUUAAUGCUGCCAACAAUAUCACCAAUGUUGUACAAAGUCAACAUAAACAUCUCACUGAGCAAAGUCCGAUCAAGGGCUUGAUUGCAGUGUUGGUGGCAUGCGUUCUGUCAGGGUUUGCUGGAAUAUAUUUUGAGAAAAUAUUGAAAGGUUCCGAAGUAUCUGUGUGGAUUCGAAAUAUUCAACUGGCCAUUAUUUCAUUGCCAGUUGGUCUAGCGAACGUUUUCGUAAGUAGUUCGUUACUUUUUGAUUGA